Molecule: messenger RNA, 5453 nt
Organism: Dermacentor andersoni
Lineage: Eukaryota; Metazoa; Arthropoda; Arachnida; Ixodida; Ixodidae
Product: retinol dehydrogenase 12-like
Molecular function (GO): oxidoreductase activity
Source: RefSeq, a predicted model, not a curated record
GCACAUGGAUGGAGGCGCCGGCACAUGUCUCGGUUGCACGACACCGCCGCAGAGCGCCGCUGCCUGUCUCUUCGCUGAUUUCGAGACGUGCACGUUGCAUCGGGGGUCGCUGCUGGCCUGCUUGCUACCCCGCACGUUCUUCCUUAGCUCUCGGAGAAACGAUGUGGCUGCUGGCGUGUUUCGCACCGGCUGCUCUCCUGCUUGCCCUGUUCGCCUACAACAGGCUGUCCACGAGGCUCUGCCGGUGCAAGGCCGACCUGAGCGGACGAACGGUGGUCAUCACGGGAGCCAACGCCGGUAUCGGCUACGAGACGGCCCGCCAGUUGGCCCUACGCGGCGCGCGGCUCGUGCUCGGCUGUCGCAACGAGGAGCGCGCGAGGCGCGCCGUCGAGCGGCUGGCCUCGGAGACUCGUAGCACGGCGGUCAGCUGGCUGCCGCUCGACACGUCGAGUCCGGACUCGGUGCGCGCCUUCGUCGAGCGCCUGCUGCGGCUCACGGGUGGCCGCGUGCACGUGCUGGUGAACAACGCGGCCACCGCGGCCGACGACGACUGCCGGCGACUGACGGCCGAGGGCCACGAGCUGGUCUGGGCCACCAACUACCUGGGCCACUACCUGCUGACGCGCCUGCUGCUGCCGACGCUGCGGGAAUGCGCGCCCUCUCGCGUCGUCAACCUGACGUCAGUGGCGCAGCAGAUGGCGCGCAUCGACUGGGACGACGUGCAGGGCCUGCGCGGUACCUGGGCAGCCGGCCGCGCUUACUGCAACUCCAAGCGAGCCAUGCUCCUCUUCACCGCCGAGCUGGCCCGACGUCUGCACGGAAGCGGCGUGAGCGUGUGCGCAGUACAUCCCGGUGUGGUGAACACACCCGUCGCCAGAGGCCUAACGCGUGUGAAAGAACCCUGGUUCGGCUUGCUGUCCACCUUAUUCGGAGUCAAGACGGUGCGCGAGGCCUGCGAGACGACUGUGCACGCAGUUGUGGCGACGAACCCAUGCAGCGGCUGGUACCUGUCCGAUUGUCGUGCUCGGUGGCCAGCCGCCCGCUGCCCAGACGACGAGCGGGACGCAGGCCGCCUGUGGGCGCUCAGCGAGCUCGCCUUUCCGGCGUUGCCGCCGGUGGGAGAAGGAAGUCGAUGACUCGUCGCCUCUGCAGCACUGUCUCGAACGGUCACGCUCAUUCAGUAUUGCACCGCCUGAGAGGCCAUGCCUCCCUUGCUCCACGCACCUCGGACCCCUUUUAUACGCCCACGUAUACAGCAGGCCUGUUCCCGUGGUGCGCGGUUAUAUCACAUGUGGGAUUCGGGACGCGACGUCUGUAGGCCGAAGUUGGGUGGACCAUGUAGGAAGGCUUAUAAGGCGCCACUUUGGACGUCGAGUGAGAGUGCUAUUCGCCACUUCCUCCAGUUUUGGAGUCCGUCUAUCGCCGAGUGAACUGUGCCAAUUCUGGAGACCGCGUAAUCGAGGGUGGUGAAUUGGUGGGCCGAUCCCGAACCCUGUGCGCGAUGUUUCCUCGCAAGGAGUUUAACCCUCCAGAGCCCACCGUACCGUUUUUUAUACGUUAAUUGAACUUCGUACCUGAAAAUACUUAUUUAGGCGCGAGAAACUUAAUGGGAAGACCGUGUGGUAACAUUUUUUAUACCCGGUGCUAAGUUGCCAGCAAUGGACAGUUCAGGAAAGGAAUUAUGACUAGGGCAUUGCUAUUGUGAUUACAUUUUAAUUUAAACUAUACGUCAUAGUGUUUUCGUGUUAUAUUUGUCCUAUUCAUGACCAGGAAUGAGUGUGAAAAACUCAUUUAUUGUUGUGGAAUGGCGUCUGCGAUUUGUGGAGUUUGUGUCUGUAAUGCGGGCUGAUCCUGGUGGCAGUGCAGUCAAAAGUAGCUGUGUCAGAGUGUUAUUUACUUAACUGGUCUUUAGUCACUUUAACGACAAAUAUGCCUUUUGGGGCGUCGUAGCUAACUCUUAGGGAUCUUUUUAUGGCCAGUUAGCGUUUCUUGCAUCAUUGUUAGAUGAACUGCUUCACUGGCCAUCAGGAAAAGGAACUGUAAAAGAAGCGAAAUGGUGAAAUGUUUUGUCAAACACACGCUGCUCUGCAUAACGGAAACAUUCAUCUUGGGUUUUCGGCGCUUCUUUCGCAAUCGGUUCAGAAGUCGCCAUCGCGUGGAAGUAUAAUCGUGUAGAAAACAAAGCAGCAUAUACCUGCCAACCUGUGUUUCAUAGAUCUCACUUUAUCACCAAUGAUUUACCUUUCGACGAAGCACACAAGCGGCAACGAACUUGCAGUGCAGAACGCCGUGUUGCUUGUUGAAGUGUGGUUACCAUAGCAACGGUGUUGUCUCCACACGUGACGCCGAUUUGAUGGCAGACACCUGGAAUCCGAGGUGCAGCCGGGGCUAUAGAAGCAAAAAAUGUUUGUUCCUUAAUACCUUGUGGUUUGUUUACAGUGGGGCCAAACUAAAGUUGUUGGGCGAUGUGACGCGCUGCUUCAGUAUUCAUGUAAACAGUGCAAACUUUUUUUAAGAGUUUACCCUCAAGGGUGCAAAAGGCUUUACAGUGGGCGCUGUCGCGAACCUCACCAGAUGCUUACAUGAACCAGCAAUUAAUCCUGCCGCUACUAAGCGAGUUGGGUUUCAUAUAUCACAAGUAUACCUAUACCUUAAGCACAGCUUUUCUUAACAAACACUGCAUCUUUACUGCAUCUAUGGGACCUCCAUAGACCACAGUACAGGUUUCUUUUAAUCUCCCAAAACCUUCGUUUCGACAAAUUUUCGACAAGCAUUCGGCUACGCUCAAAAGAUGAACGACAUCGAAGGGGUAAUUAAGCGCUGUAUAAGAAAAAUACGAUGUGUACAAUUGUAUUUAUUCCAUCCUAUGAAAACGUUUAAUAUCAUGCACUGUGUAUGCUUAUGCACAUUUCAAAACUUUGAUGCUUUUUAUGUUUAUGCACUACGUAGUUCAUAAGCCAUGCGGAUAUGUAAUUGCCGAAUAAGGCACACUGUGAGACGCCAAAAAAAAUUGUUUUUUUUUUUGGAGGGGGGGGGAGGGUAGGUUCGCACUUGCGUGCGCCUCUCCCCCACCCGCUAUAUACGCCCCUGGAGAAACGUCGACUCGGGAUUGUCCAGAUGAUGGAAGGCGAUGUAUGAUGCUUCGGUGACGAGAGGAGUACUGCGGUAGUGUUCGGUAGCUUCUUGUCAAACGAUCACGUGCUUGUUCUGUCUUAUAUCUGUUAUGCGCAGAUCGAGUGGUCAUGUAUAUGACAUAGCCAUAAAUGAGAAUAGGGACCAUGUGGUUAUAAAGAAAAAAAACGAAAUAAAAAAUGACAACCAUUCCACUCUGUGAAGAUAGAAUGACAGCCAAAGCUGACGACAGUCAAAGCUCUCAAACAAAAAGCAAAGUGCUUUCGCUGCCAUUCCAUCUUCACAGAGUGGAAUGGUUGUCAUUUGUUCGUUCAGCAUCGCGGGAACGUUCUUCGUCAGUGGUCCUUUCGCGCCGGCGCCGUUUAUAUUCUUGUUGCUGUUCCUUCCGGCGCUCCUCGUAUGCGUGUUGUUGUUCGGGUGUAUGAACUAUACGUGUCCGCCCCAUCGAUAACGCAGCUGUUUUUAGCGCCGAUACCUCUCCUGCUUAUGUACUGCGAUGACCUUGACGCGUCGCGCUAUUUUUCACGGCGAGCGUUCUAAUCUGUUCUGCAUUGUGACAUCUGCACCUCCGCACUGCACCCGUGCGUGAUCACACACAAAGCAAACAAUGGAACCCAUUGUGUAUGGGUUAGUUAGAAAUCUCUAAGUGCGGUUCUGUUGUCGGACGCCGAAAAAACUAGGGAAGAUUAGUCAUAUACAACUUUCGCUGUAAAACUGGGCUUUUGGCGCCCAUGUUUAACCAGAAAUUUCAAUUUGAAAUCGCCGCUCUAAGCCUCUUCCACCGACAACGACCGCAAUUUCCGCAUGGUUUGCGUGGCGUCAAGAAGUGCGGGGCCAUUUCUGAGACAUUUGAGAGAGGUAUUGUUUCGAUAUGCCCCUCAGAAAUUAGAUGAAUUUUACGCAUGCACGAUCCUAAGGCCGUCCUCCAGAGAACUUACUCUCUGCAUUAUGCCGUGGAUCCCACGAACAAUUUGAUUGUCGCAGACGUAAGAGAAAUUUGUCAUCGGGCAUUUGAGAAAAGACGAUGUGCAUAUUCGAUGGCUACCAAGUCACUGCGCUAUGGUGGGAAAUGACCAAGUAUACGCAGCCACUCAAUCUGCCCAUGACGGUGUUGAGUGCGUUGAUAUUUUUUUUACUUAUUUAUUUAUUUAAUUCAUUGCAUACACACUAUACAAUACUGUUUGGACCCAUAGCCUUGGAGGCUAGUUUGGGGUCCAAUAACAAAAUAGACAUAAGAAGAACAGCGUACUUAUUCUACGAGACUACUUAAACACAUGUUAGGAAAGCAUUUUUACAUGGAAAAUAGAGAAUAAACAAAGGACUAUGUCAUGACAUCUGGGAAUACAAAUAGAAAGACCCUGUGAGCAUUCAUGAAAGAAGUUUUUUUAAACAUUGCACAAAGUUUUGGCUGACCUUUACACUGAGUGGGAGUGCGUCCCAUAUUAGAGCACCGUUGAACUCCACUAGUCUCUGUCCAUAUAUAUUGUGACGUGGUGGCAAGUUAAUACAGUUGUUACUAGCUGCGCUAGUGUUUCGCGCCGGAAAAUUAAAUAUUGUGAUAGGUAGCGGAUUAUUAUAUCCUGAUGUCAAGAGCUGAUUCAUCGGGAAAGAUUCGCGCGCUUACGCGCGAGCUUACAUUGGCGUAACGGAAUUCGGCGAACUUAGAAAACCAGCACCUUCGUCCCGUGGAUCCCCGUCUCAAGCUCCGCCUUCUGUCCGGCUCGCCACGACGUGACGUAACUCUCACAGGUCGUCUAUGGCUUGGAGUAACAUUCACUACUACCUAUACUAAUCCCUAAUCGGAAUGGCCAGAAGUCAUGGACAUUAGUUCGUGGGCGCCAAGAGACGAUUGCGUAUACGCUCUGUGUGACUGUCCUUUCAAUGAGCACAAAAAAGAAAAAAAGUGCUCGGCACCACGCUCGGCAAGCUUGACAACCGUCCCUUUACGGAAGGGAGAAUCCUUGGACUCCUUAUGGGGGGGGGGGGGGGGUAUACCUUCAUUGUACAUCUAUUGGACAUGUCUAUUUCGUCUGCUGCUGAAGUUCUGAUUGGCUGGGCUGGGAUAUGCGUCAGAAGAAGGCAGGCACCCCCAACCAAUCAGCAGUUCAGCAGCAAAUGAAAUGGAAAUGAAAAUGUCCACUAGGUGGACACUUACAGAAUACCUCCACCCCCCCCCCCCCCCCCCCCCUGCCCGCGCCCUAGGAGUCCAAGAAUUUUUUUUUUCCGUCCGAUACCAACCAGAGUUGCUCUAAAAGCUGGCUUUUUUGUAAGUAUCAGGACUCAAUAAAAAACUGCAGUCAUCUGCAGUUGACUUCCUCGUG